This is a messenger RNA of Planococcus citri (citrus mealybug), 2515 nucleotides long. Its product is annotated as neuromedin-K receptor-like. The transcript is spliced from 13 exons. Gene Ontology annotation, biological process: G protein-coupled receptor signaling pathway. The record is from RefSeq and is a predicted model, not a curated record. Gene Ontology annotation, cellular component: plasma membrane. The coding region runs from base 614 to 1990 and encodes 458 amino acids. Lineage: Eukaryota; Metazoa; Arthropoda; Insecta; Hemiptera; Pseudococcidae. Gene Ontology annotation, molecular function: neuropeptide Y receptor activity.
UCAUUCAUACGGUGCUUUUCCUAGUACGCGUUAUCCUGUUGAAACAUUACGUGAUUUUUCUUCGUAAUUUCAAUCGCUCGCGAACCUCGUUUUCGGUACGAAAUACGAAUUCGUAAUUUUCAAGUUCACGUGGUUUUCCUCUUUUGGUUGUUUUUAUUAAUUUUUUUUUCAAAUAAUUUUUUUCAAUUUUUUUUUAGGAUAAUUUAUUUAUUUUUUUUGAAAAUCUUCGUUCGAAAAAAGUACGGUUAUUAUUCCAUCCAGUCAUGAUAUUCCAACAAUUCGAGUGGAUCGAAAGCAACAUUAAAGAUACAUUAAAAAACGUUUUAAAAAUUGAAAAAAUUUAUCCUUCAAGUGUAUACUACGUUGCUGAAAAAUAUUUCUAGAUUAAGACAACCAUAUACCAAAAAUUCUACGUUAACCAAGAAAUUCUCUACCUUCACUUAAAUUUCAAAUUCCACAUCGUCGCAGCAACAAAUCAAAAAACCCAUUUGAAUCGUCGAUUCGAUGAAUAUAAAUGACAAAAAACUGCAUAGUAUGUCGCAAGUGGCGCCAGCAAAAUCAGAUAAAGGCUGAGAUGGAGAGUACCUCCAGAUAAAGGUGCAAAUUCGCCGAUAUGACAUCCGAUGAUCAUCAUAGGGCCAAUAUGGUGCAAUUCUGGCAAUAUAUAAGCAACUGCACCGAAUCUUUCUCACCGAAUGAUUCAUUUCACGAGAUAAUGCGUAACUGCUCUUCCAACUACCAUGAUUUUUACGAGCCAAUGAUGAAGCCAGAAGAAUUGCUAUACGAUGUGCCCUCCGAGAUAAUAAUUUUACUGUCAAUAUUCUACGGAACGAUAUCAGUUGUAGCUGUGGUAGGCAAUUUUCUAGUGAUCUGGAUAGUGACGACGAGUCGACGAAUGCAAAACGUCACCAAUUGUUUUAUAGCGAAUUUAGCCUUAGCAGAUAUUGUGAUCGGAUUAUUUGCCAUACCUUUUCAGUUUCAAGCAGCUCUAUUGCAGCGUUGGAAUUUGCCUCAUUUUAUGUGUCCGUUCUGUCCAUUUGUACAAGUGCUUUCGGUUACCGUCAGCAUUUUCACCUUAACUGCCAUCGCGUUGGAUAGACACAGAGCGAUACUCAACCCUCUAAGAGUUUACCCUUCGAAGUACCGUGCCAAGGUUUGCAUAGCUUGUAUAUGGAUAGUGGCAUUCUUCAUAGCUUCACCGAUGGCUUUGGCGUUACGAGUCGAAUACAUAGAAUACUACGAUCCAAUGGGUCGAAUACAUACGAAACCAUUUUGCUACAAUACCGAACUACCGAACGAUGUGAUGUUAAGUUACCGAGUUCUUAUUUUAUUGCUACAGUACAUCGUACCUUUAUGCAUAAUAUCUUGCGUUUACGCUCGAAUGGCUUUACGUUUAUGGGGCUCACAUGCGCCUGGGAACGCGCAAUUCAUUCGGGAUGCGACCCUGAUGAAGAACAAGAAAAAGGUUAUCAAGAUGUUGGUAAUUGUAGUAGCGUUGUUCGCAUUCUGCUGGUUACCACUGCAAACUUACAUGGUGUUGCAGGAUAUAUUUCCUAGUAUUAAUAAGUACAGAUACAUCAACAUUAUAUUUUUCUGCUGUGACUGGCUCGCGAUGAGUAAUAGUUGUUACAACCCGUUUAUUUAUGGUAUAUAUAAUGAAAAAUUCAAACGCGAAUUCCAACAAAGAUUCCCAUUCAGAUCACGUAAAUGGAGAUCAUCAACAGUUGAAAGUAUAGAAACAGAAAAAACAUUAGUGGCUGGAAGGCCGUCGGUCCGCUCAACAACUACAACUAUCGAUUGGCGAUCGAACAAUUUCAAUAAUCGAUCCACAUACGGUCGAAAUAACAUUAACGAUAAUUAUUUAAACGUGAAAAAUACUCGAAAAAAUCCUAAAUACAAAGACAAAGACAUGUACGUGUUACAAUCUGCUCGAGGAGGCACAAUGGUGCGAUGUGCUAGUGAAUCCGAAUACGAAGAAUUGUGCUUAUAAAUUAUUAUUACCUAUAUUGUAUAUUUUUCUGUUUUGUUUUGUGAAUUUUUGUUUCAAUUUCUUUUUCUUUUUUUAAACGGCGAUGCUCUCCAUUGCUUUCCUUUUCUGUCUUUAAUUUUUUUUGUCAACGUUACUUUUUAAAAAUUUCUAGAAGGUUGUUAGGUGAAAUUGAUGAAAAAAAUUACGUUUUUUAAAUGUAACUAGGUACCUAUAAUGCGAUAAUUCGCCAAAUUGUGGUAUUUUUUAACUGUACUAUACAUGUAUUUCUUCCUUUAUACGCGUGAGCUCAUGUGGAUGAUCUGUUGUAUUCGUAUUAACGAAUCAUCUGCAAUUUAAAUGUUUUUGUAAAAUGGCGAGUAAAAGACAUAUUCCUGCAUUCGAAGUCACUCCAACGAUGAACAAGCAAAGUUUAAUUUAAAUUCAAUUUUUUUUUAUAUACGAUGUUAAGCCAGCCGAAGUAUAAAAAUUUGUUUGUGUUAUUUUUAAUAUUUUGUUGUAUUACAAAAUAAAAUUUCAAGAAUUCGA